Molecule: messenger RNA, 2758 nt
Organism: Thrips palmi
Lineage: Eukaryota; Metazoa; Arthropoda; Insecta; Thysanoptera; Thripidae
Product: proton channel OtopLc-like
Exons: 11
Coding region: 713-2497 (594 amino acids)
Biological process (GO): proton transmembrane transport
Cellular component (GO): membrane
Molecular function (GO): proton channel activity
Source: RefSeq, a predicted model, not a curated record
ACGUCCCGGAUGGGUGCGAGAGAGACAGCCAGCUCGGCAUGCAGUCUGCGCAGCAUGCCGUCAGCAGAUGAGGCUCAUCGACUGGCCGCGCAGGCAGGGCCGCCAAAACAGGCUGGCCAGAGCAAAGCAGCAGAGCAGGCAGGCUGCCAGAGUCGAUCAGGAUCACCUGUUGACGCGAUAAUCGAGCCCGGGCCCCGCACCCUGCCUGGCUCCAAAUCAAAUCCCAGCCCCCACGCCACCCGUCCAUGCCCCGGCAAUCCAAGCCGCGGCCUGCCAUGGCAGAACCGCGAACCACCUCGUUGAGGUUUCCUUCCUGUUAUUUCUCUCGGCGUAGCUUUGACCUCGAAGCGGCCUGGGGCAGACAGAGCGGCGAGAUGUCUGACGGCUCCAACCCCAACAAAGCGCAGAGCGGCACCAGCGGCACCCCGACCCAGGCUUAGAGCGGCAACGGCAGCCCAUGGCCAACGUCAAAGGAGGCAUUUUUAAGGCCUGCGCCGCGCCGCCACGCGCUUGCAGCGUUUGAAGGAGGCGGCGCGCGAUCACGCUCAAACGCUCCGCUUCUCGCUUCGCCGUGCUUCGCAGUGCUUGGCAGGUUGGCACUGCAGCCAGCGAAUGGGAUACAGCUCCCCGGCAGCCCUGAGGGAAGGCCAGGAGGGCCGCGGAAUGCGUUGCCCGUUGCCCUUGCCCCGCAGCGGAGCGCCGCGCUGGCUUCAUGAUCUGCACGGUCAUCUCCAUCCAGUACGUCAAGCUGGUGGUGUUGCUGGGACUCGCCCUGCCCGUCAGCGAGGUUCUAGUCUCGGACAUCUUCCCGCAAUCUUUCGAACAAACGUUCUACCUGUACCUGUACUUGGUGAGCCUGCUCUUCAUGCUGUACGUGUACAUCGCCUCGGCGUGGCGACACAGAAGAAAAGUAACGGUCAAGCGUUAUCGAGGCCAACGCGGAAUUCGAUACCGACUCAAGGUCCUCCGACAGACCCGAGCGGUGGAGACUGUGCGCUAUGGAAGCGUGUACCUUAGACUAGCAAUGAACGCGUUUGGUAUUGGUAGUAUGAUUUACUGCUGUCUGGAAGUCGCCCAUGGGCUUGUGAAGUACCAAAACUACCAUUGUGAGCAAGCAGAGCAGCAAGUGAAAAUACUCCUCCCAGCAUGUCGAGCAAUUUUGACACUAGCACAGAUGCACUUCAUGCUUUUCAACAAUAAGGCCUCCGAAAUCAGCCGACAUCGCUGCAUCUCUCGCAUUGGCCUGGCGCACAUGAUUGCCACCAACAUUUGCGAGUGGCUCAGUGUGGUUGUGGAAGAAACCCGGCACGAAAUCGCAGAGCUCGGCACGGGCGGCCAUGCUCUUGCCGACCGGGACGAACUGGACAGCUUGACCGGCAACUUCUCCAGCUUCGACUUUAACUCCACUCGGUCCACACCGCACCCGUGCGAGCCAGCCUCCGACUCGCCCGAGAAGGACGUCAUCGGCAACCUGCUGCAGAGCUCGGGGCCCUUCCUGUUCCCGUGCACCAUCGAGUACUCCCUGAUCUGCGCUGUCAUCCUCUUCGAAAUAUGGAAACAUGCAGGGAAGGCCGAGGACGAGGGAAGCGCCAGCAGGAUGGGCAGCCGCCUGGACCUCAGCAACGGCAGCCGCAGCUCUCGCGUCGUGGACCAGGACCAGGCCUUGGACCCGGACACCGACGACGACAUGGACUCGGCCGAAAAGAAGCGUCCCCAAGCGCAGUCCACGGUUUCGGGCGGGGGCACGGGGACGGGGUCGGUGCCCUGGCGGACAGCUCUGCACCUGUCACUCGACCUGACGCACUCGCAGCGCGGCAUGUUCCUGGGCAUCGUGCUGCAGGUGGCCACCAUCAUGUCCUUGGUGCUCUUCUUCGCGUUGGGCGAGGCCGACGGCUACCAGCGCGCCGCGCACACCCUCGUGUGCUACGUCGAGGGCAGCCUGCACGUGUUCGUCAUCCUGGGCGUGGUCUUUGCCACCAUCAGCAUGCGCCGCCUGGGCGUGGACCGCGUGCCCUACCACCCCCUGCCCAUGGACAUGUUCCUGCUGUUCGUGGCCCAGACGGGAGCGUACCUCUACUCCAUCUUCUCCAUCGUGGGGGCCUCCCUGAUGGUGCUGCAGGACGAGGAGCCCACGCGCGCCAGGGGCGCCCUCAGGGUGCUUGUCGUCGAGGUGCUGUCCGUGGUGCACGCGGGCGUGCAGACGCACUUCCUGCUGCGCGCGUGGCACAUGCGCUGCGUGGGCGAGCGCCAGUGGAGCAGCAAGCCGGGCCGCGAGUACAUCACGUUCCUGAUCCACGGCAGCCUGUGCUCGUGGCUCGUCGCCACCUUCUGCAAGAGCCGCGCGCAGUUCCGGCCGCUGCACCUCACCCUGUUCGGAGUGUGGCCCUGGACCGUCAUCACCCACGUGUCCAUCCCCCUCACCAUCUUCCUGCACUUCCACUCGUCCAUCUGCCUGUUCGAGGUCUGGAAGAACGUCUACAAGUUCCGCCCGGACUAGGCCCAGCGCGCACUUCCGGUGUCUUUAAAUAUUUAUUGCUGUUUCCCCACUAUUCAUCCCAGUAUUUCUCAUCACUCGCCAAUCUUUGUCUAUUUUCAUUUUAUGUUCCUCCAGCAUUCUUUUAUAUGUCGGGAUUUGUAUUUAUGGAUUAUCUUGCCCAGUCUACAGAUAGGGGUUGGGUUUUGCUGGUAAUUUUCUACAUGGUUCAGAACGUGGUUUGUGAGAGUGUAAAUAAAGCACAGACUUCAAUUAUUAAGAUUA